Molecule: messenger RNA, 1116 nt
Organism: Rhododendron vialii
Lineage: Eukaryota; Viridiplantae; Streptophyta; Magnoliopsida; Ericales; Ericaceae
Exons: 2
Coding region: 103-696 (197 amino acids)
Biological process (GO): chloroplast organization; regulation of DNA-templated transcription
Cellular component (GO): chloroplast
Molecular function (GO): double-stranded DNA binding
Source: RefSeq, a predicted model, not a curated record
GGUCAGAUCGGCCGAAAUUGCCAUUCCUAAAGGCUGGAGAUGCUCUCAGUCUUCGAAGACAGGUUGUGCGAGAUAUAAUGGGGUUUAUCAACCAUCUCCACAAUGGCGCAAUCUAUUGAGGGCCUUUCCGCUGCUAUUUGCUCUCAGAACAAGAGUUCCCAGAAGUUUGAUGAGACACUGAAGAAGGUUGUAGAAAUGGAACCUAAGCCUUGGGAAAAAGCGAUUGUACCGAUCUUGACAAUGAUGCUUGGACUUAGUAACUCAGCUUGGGAGCAUAAAAUGGAAGUUUUUAGGAAGUGUGGUUGGCCUGAGGAUGAUCUUCAACUAGCAUUGAAAAAGUUCCCUCUUUGUAUGAGUCUAUCUGAGAAGAAAAUAACGAGCGCGAUGGAUUUUCUGGUCAACGAGAUGGGUUGGAAGCCAGUUGCAAUUGCAAAAGUUCCAUGUGUCCUUGGAUAUAGUGUGAAAAGGAGGAUUAUCCCAAGGUGUACAAUUCUGAAAGUUCUUAUCUUAAAAGGCUUAAUUUCGAAAGAUGUGUGCCUUUCCAGUGUUCUAAUUAGGAACGACAAAUACUUCUUAGAUAGGUAUGUCACCAAGUAUGCUGAAGAAGUUCCCCAGUUGUUGGACGUUUUUACAGGUAAAGUGAGCCCUGCUGAACUGGCCAUCGAUUAUGAGACAUGUCUGAGGAAACUAUCGUAGCAUCUCAACUUGGCAAGGCUGAUCGAUUUUUAUUCCAUUUCGAUCUUUUAAACUGGGCGUUGCUGGCCUUUCUGAAAUUUUUCUCGUUCGUAGGAUUAACAUAGGAGAUUUAGACAGACCUAAUCGGACUCUCUGGUAAUCUUUUUUCUCUGCUUUUAGUAUUAAAAUAUGCACUCUUGAAUUUUAAAAUGAGAAUUAUGGACCUCCUCUUGCAUUUGUUAUGCUGAUAAAACAUCAAUUUGGGUUUGGCAGUCAUUGAAACAUGUUUUGAACGUGCAUUUGUUUCUUUCCAGAGGUUGGUGCAAUCACAAGGACCGUGUGUUUCAACAGUCAACUUAUUAGUGGAUUAGGAGCACAUUUUUCCCAUUGGAUAGCUGCAGCUCCCUGCCUUUCUGUCCACAAUUUUCUCUUAGUUUUUGG